Messenger RNA from Branchiostoma belcheri (Belcher's lancelet), 628 nucleotides. RefSeq lists its product as uncharacterized. NCBI's taxonomy places the organism in Eukaryota, Metazoa, Chordata, Leptocardii, Amphioxiformes, Branchiostomatidae. Bases 215 to 628 code for a protein of 137 amino acids. The record is from RefSeq and is a predicted model, not a curated record. The transcript is spliced from 2 exons.
GGUAUUGACACAUACUACCUCACUUUAGCACAUCUGCGUCAGAAUUUCAUACUUUACGCGUUUAAAACAGCGCAGAAACUAGUGUCCUCUAUUUUAGGGGUGCAUCCCCAAAAAUCAGGCAAUAUCGCCCCCAGUAACCGUUUUCACUCGGCACCUCUCGGCAAAUCCCGGCCGCGUGACGUCACGGCGAGCGCGAAGUUUCAGCCGAGCCAAGAUGGCGGACGUCAAUGGCACCACACCAAACCCGAAAAAGCGUGGCCGUGGAAGGCCUCGUGUUGGGACACCAGCAAAGAAAAGGAGAAUCCAGGCGAAGCUCAGAAGUCGUGUGGCGUUAGGGGAAGACACGAAAGUCGAGUGGAGGGAACUGAAGGAUCGACUGGGACUGGAGAGCGACAGCGCACUCGCGCGGCGUUUGUUGGACAGUUUCCAGGUUUCUGCAUCCCAGCCCCCCACCUGUACCUGUACCUGUAUGGUUGCUCCCAGGUCGUCCAGCCCACAGACUUUGUCACAGCCACCUACCUUUGAUGCUGGUGAUGUGUCUAGUGUGGGUGAACAUUCAGAAAGUGAAGAACUGGAGAGCAGGAAAUUUUUCUUUUGCACGAAGAUGUUUGGAUUGCAAUUUGGAUGA